This is a messenger RNA of Saccharomycopsis crataegensis, 3159 nucleotides long. RefSeq names its product Zn(II)2Cys6 transcription factor domain-containing protein. Lineage: Eukaryota; Fungi; Ascomycota; Saccharomycetes; Ascoideales; Saccharomycopsidaceae. The transcript has a single exon. Gene Ontology annotation, biological process: regulation of DNA-templated transcription. The coding region runs from base 1 to 3159 and encodes 1052 amino acids. The record is from RefSeq and is a predicted model, not a curated record. Gene Ontology annotation, molecular function: zinc ion binding; DNA-binding transcription factor activity, RNA polymerase II-specific.
AUGCCCCUACUGGACUUUUCGCCUCAUGCUUCUGAACAAGAGCAUAAUCUAAUCGAGGAAAAGCGACGUGUUGCUCGUCGAGCAUGUCUUAACUGUCGGAAGAAGAAAAUAAAGUGUGACGGCGAACUUCAUCAAGAUGGGAAGUGUACUAGAUGCAGAAACUUAGACCUUCCGUGUGAAUUUAUUGCCAGUUUAAGAGGAGGUCGUAGGAAGAAAAGAAAUUUGGAGGAUGAUACGAUGUCUACGAUAUCGAGUAAUAACGGUGAUCACCUUUCAAGAAAUGAUUCAGAAAUCAACAAUAGAGCCUCACACAUUCCAUCAUUUAUAAGAAGUAACAAAAUUGGCAGUGAAACUUUGCUUUCUGACCCUUUGUUCAUGAAAUCCAGUACUUUAGAUUCAGAUUUCCGUCUAGGGCAGAUGAAGUCGCCCUCAAACUAUGCCAAUCUUGACAAUUUGGAUAAUUCCAGCACUUACAGUCCCACAAUUGAUUCGUACCGUGAUGAGUUCACUGGAUUUCAGCGACAGCAUCCACAACAAAAGAACCUAGAUCCUCCUUUUGAUGAUGAAAAAGUUAAAGCUAUUGUGGACUCCAGGCUCCAAGAAAGAUUUUUUGAUGGGUCACGAGCAUCAUAUGGAAGGCCUUAUCAUGACCAUGGCCCUUUCAAGCACCAUCAUGACCACUUCGAUGAUCAUCAUCAUCCUCCUCCUCCUCCUUUUUAUGGCCCAGGGCCAAGCCAUCAUGGUCACCCGGGUGAUCGGGACCGUUUUGAACAUUUUGGACAUUUUGGACAUUUCGGGCCUCACAGAGGCGGCCCUGGCCCUGGUCCUGGAUCUAACGGUGCCCCUGGUCAUUGGCAACAUCACAGGUUUCAUGAAGGACCGCCACCGCCACCUCCUGGGUUUUACCCACCAAAUAUGGAACCAUUUCCACAACCUUACAAACGUCACGAAUUCGAUUCACCAAGAGGGUAUUCAAAUGAAUCAGUACUAUCUGGUGGUGGAAAAAAUCGUUCAUCACGUUUUACCAAUAGUUCUGACAUAUUUGGAAAGCCUACUUCAGAAGCUCUAUCAGAAUCUAAGAGCUCAUCAGUAUCAUCUAAAUAUGAUAAAGAUAUGCCAGCGACGUCAAACAACAAUUAUAAGGGGUAUCGCACAUUCUCAAAUAAUGGGACUGUGAUAUCAAAAAGAGAAUCUACGUCCAACAGUUUAUUAUCAUUAACUUUCACUCCCAGAAUUUUAAAACUAUUUGACAUGCCACCCUUAGAAGUAAUUGAAAAGCUCUUUGAUCUUUAUUAUAUCUAUGCUAAUCCAAGAACCAACGCCUUACCAAACUCAAAGGAGCUAUUUCUACUCCAGGAAAUUCACAAAGCUUCGUUUCCUGAGAAGUGUUCCUCUAUUUUUGCAAUAUUUGCUACCAGUUGUAGCCAACUCGAUGAUGAGGAUUAUAAUGAUCCAGAAUACUGGCUCCGUUUGGUUGCCAAAUAUUGGAAAUAUCAAACUAACAGUAUUGAGCUGGUGUUUUUUUGCCUAAGUAUCUUGAUACCAUUUUCCUUUUCCGAUUGCUCUUUACAAGUCUUUAGUUCGGGAAAAGAGUUUGAUUUUCUCAAUGUUUUGAACCAAACAUCAAUAUUGCUUUCUAAAAGGUGUGGAAAGAUUUUUGCGAAUGAUGGUGAAAAUGGAUUUGAAGCUGUGUUAGAUAGUGCGAAAUCAUUGCAGGAAGUAGUGAAAGUCAUUCAAGAUAUUAACUCAAUUUGGAAUAUUUGGAUUACCCAAUCUUUUUUUAAACUUUUGACUAAUUGCAAUGAUGUCAACAGAACUUUCACUCAUUAUAAUAAUGGUUUCGUGGAAGAACUCCCAUUUCCUAUUGAUGUGCCCUUACCUACUCCAACAUCAAUUCUAUUAAAAUUCUACGACAAGGUGUACAACGAACCAGGUGGCUUCCAGAAAUUUUACGAGCUUUCAAUAACUCAAAAGAAGCAAUAUUUAUACAAUGAAUUCGAAUCAAAGUCAAAACUCACAUAUUUCAGAGACCUUGAGAUGAUGUUGGAAAAUAAGGCUAUAAUUCAGUCCAGCGCAGUUUUAAUUUUACUUUUAAAAUUACACUGCGAUAUCGUAGAUACUGAUUCUGAGCAUGUGAAAGAUAGCAUUGCAAAAAUCAAAGCUUUAGAAUCAAUAUACUUCAAGGAAUAUAACUCAAUGCUAAGAAUAAUGAAAAAUGAUGACAUUGACAUGUCUUUGAUUGGGAUCAAUUCUCAUUUUUUGCUCUCCAAACUCGUGAUAUUGAAUUCUAAAUUUACUAUUUUUGAAUUUUCAGAGCAGGAAAUACUUCCUGUUAGACCGAAAGCUAUUUUCAAAUUGAUUAAAAAGGCCAAUUUCAAUCACGCCGCUGAAUCAUCCACAUCAAUGAUAAAUCAAAAGCUUCAUAUUUUGAAAUCACAGAUUCUACCAAAGAUUUCUGGAUAUAGUAUUCUUGAGUCUGUCAAAACUUAUUUUUCAAGCAACGCUACAGAAAAUUUCAUCAACCUUAUUGAUGUAGUUAGUGCCGCAUUUGAACUAGAUGAUAUCAUUAAACUUGGGCAGGGAAUAAUAUCUAGCAAUGGCUCGAAGCAGCACACAGGCUACCAGAGCGUAGUUGCUUUGGAAGACGACAAAGCUAUUGAUACAAUGAUACUGAGAAUAAGUGAUAUAAAUGAAGAUAUUCUUUUGAAGAGAGUUAAUCUACCACCAGUGGCACCCAAUAGUAUUGGGCAGAUUGCUGACUGCUGGACUCAAUAUCCUAUGAUUACUGAUGUUAUUACGCUUAGGUAUGGUGUAAUUAUUGCUUCUACAUUAUUAUUGAGUAGCCAACUAGUUUUUCGACGCUCAGGCCUGAAAUAUGUUAUCAUUCAGAGAUUUAAUGAGAAUGAACUUGCUACCAUUGAUCUAGUAGAGAUGGGUCAUACCUUACCAGAGUCUAAUUUCCUUACUGAUCGUUUAUUUAAUGAGCGAGAGUUGAUUUAUUUAUUGGAUUCAUUUUGUGGAUUUUUGAAAUACAGAUGCGAGAAAGUAUCCUGGGGAAAUUCAUUGUUAGAAUAUUAUGCUAUUCUCAAUGAGAUUAAAGAAUAUGGUAUUGGUUUCAUAAAUACUGGGGCCACUGUCAACGAUGAGGAGGAGUGGUGA